This is a messenger RNA of Necator americanus (New World hookworm), 435 nucleotides long. RefSeq lists its product as uncharacterized. Bases 1 to 435 code for a protein of 144 amino acids. The transcript is spliced from 3 exons. The record is from RefSeq and is a predicted model, not a curated record. Lineage: Eukaryota; Metazoa; Nematoda; Chromadorea; Rhabditida; Ancylostomatidae.
AUGCGGACUGUUAUAGUCCUUCUAAUCUGGUGUGUCGGUGUGGCAUCAUCCGCUAGCGAUUGCUUGAGAUCCAGUAAAAAACAAGAAAUAACUACCUAUACUCUGAAUGAACCUCUAAGAAAGCCUCACAAAGUAGCAAUGGAAAGAGUGAUGAAGAUAUAUGUGAAGAUGCAUGGAAACAAUCCAUUCACCACUUUGAGGUUUGCCAACUCUUACACCCUAUUUCUGGAUCACUUCACAACGAUUACGGGACCAGGAAAGAUGUAUUCUGUCGAAAGUCUCUCGGGAACAGUUGGGAAGACAAAAAUUGGGCCAAUCGAUUACUCUACAGAUUUAAAGACUGAAGAAGUCGUUCCAUUGCCGGGCGAUACCUUUGCCAGCACUUACAAUCGUUGCCGAGAAACUGAUUUGUUGAAUUCUGUGCAGCUGCUAUAA